Messenger RNA from Miscanthus lutarioriparius, 2565 nucleotides. NCBI's taxonomy places the organism in Eukaryota, Viridiplantae, Streptophyta, Magnoliopsida, Poales, Poaceae. The record is from the annotation of a GenBank genome assembly.
AUGGACGCCGCCGCCGCCACCCACCACGACCACCUCAUCGUCACCAUCCUCACCUUCCUUCUCGUCGCCGGCGCGGGGCUCGUACACGGAACCACGCACCCGGCGGACCAGGCGGCGCUGGAUGACCUCCGAAAAUCCCUAACGAACCCGGACGCGCUGGGAUGGCCGGACAACGGGGACGCGUGCGGCCCCCCGGCGUGGCCGCACGUCUCCUGCGACCGCUCCGGCCGCGUCGACAACCUCGACCUCAAGAACGCCGGCCUGGCCGGCACCCUCCCGCCGUCGCUGUCCUCGCUCGCCGCGCUGCGCGGGCUCAGCCUGCAGGGGAACCGCCUCACGGGCGCGCUCCCGUCGUUCCGGGGCAUGUCCGCGCUCCAGCGCGCCUUCCUCAACGACAACGACUUCGACGGCAUCCCGGGCGACUUCUUCGACGGCGGGCUGGCCGACCUGCUCGACAUCUCGCUCAGCAACAACCAGCGCCUCAACAAAUCCAGCGGCGGGUGGGCGCUCCCGCCGGCGCUUGCCGACUCCGCGCCGCAGCUGCAGGUGCUGUCCCUCGACAACUGCAGCCUGAGCGGCGGGAUCCCGGGCUUCCUCGGCCGACUCACGGGGCUCCAGAACCUCACGCUCUCCUACAACAACCUCUCCGGCCCCGUACCCGCCGCGCUCAACGGCUCCGGCAUCGAGAGGCUCUGGCUCAACAACCAGCUCGGGGAGGCCAAGCUGUCCGGCACCCUCGACGUCGUGGUCACCAUGACGGGACUCCAGGAGCUCUGGCUCCACGGCAACGACUUCUCCGGGCCCAUCCCCGACGCCAUCGCCGACUGCAAGGAGCUCUACACCGUCAGGCUCAACAACAACCAGCUCCUCGGCCUCCUGCCUCCUGGCCUCGCCGCGCUCCCCGCGCUCCGGGAGCUCAAGCUCGACAACAACAACCUCCUGGGCCCCGUCCCGGCGCUCAAGGCACCCAAUUUCACCUUCUCCGGGAACGAGUUCUGCGCCGCCGACCCCGGGGACGCCUGCGCCCCGGAGGUCAUGGCAUUGCUCCACUUCCUCGCCGACGUGCAGUACAAUACCAGGCUGGUCGGGACCUGGUCCGGGAACGACCCCUGCACCGGCUGGCUCGGCGUCACCUGCGUCCAGGGCAAAGUCACCAUGCUCAACCUGCCGGGGUACGGACUCAACGGCACCAUUAGCCAGAGCCUCGGCAACGUCACCACGCUCUCCGACGUCAAGCUCGCCGGGAACCAUCUCACCGGCCGAGUGCCGGAUAGCCUCACCAAGCUCGCCUCGCUUCAGAAGCUGGACCUGUCCAUGAAUGACUUGAACGGGCCGCUGCCCGCAUUCAGUCCCACCGUGGAUGUGAAUGUCACCGGUAAUCUCAACUUCAACACGACAGCGCCGCCACCAGAUGCACAGCCAAACAACUCCCCUCGGGGGUCUCAUUCUACGCCUGGCGCAACUGCUGGGGCUGGGGGUAAUGAUGCAGCAAUCCCUGGGAGUGGGAAGAAGACCUCAUCAGCUGUGUUGCUGGGCACAACCAUUCCAGUCGCGGUGAGCGUGGUCGCCCUGAUUUCGGUGGGCGCCGUGUUCUUCUGCAAGAGAAGAGCAUCAGUGCCGCCACAGGCAGCCUCUGUCGUCGUGCAUCCCCGUAAUAGCUCUGAUCCAGAUAACCUGGCCAAGAUCGUCGUGGCCACCAACGACGGCAGCAGCGGCACGUCUCAAGGCAACACGCAUAGCGGGAGCAGUAGCCUGACUGGCGAUGUCCACAUGAUCGAAGCCAGGAAUUUCGUGAUUGCAGUGCAGAAGCGGCUCAACAUCGCCUUGGAUGUUGCUCGUGGGAUGGAAUAUCUGCACAACCUGGGCCAUCACCGCUUCAUACAUAGGGAUCUCAAGUCAGCAAACAUUCUCCUUGGCGAUGACUUCCGGGCAAAGGUGGCGGACUUUGGGCUCAUGAAAGAUGCGCCGGAUGGGAACUACUCUGUAGCGACUAGACUUGCUGGAACAUUUGGGUACUUGGCUCCUGAGUAUGCAGUGACAGGGAAAAUCUCAACGAAGGCAGAUGUCUUCAGCUUCGGGGUAGUGCUGCUGGAGCUGAUAACAGGGACGACGGCCAUCGACGACAGUCGCGUGGGCGAGGGCGAGGAGACCCGUCACCUGGCGUACUGGUUCAGCCAGAUCCGGAAGGACGAGGAACAGCUCCGUGCGGCCAUCGACCCGACCCUGGACGUGAGCGACGACGAGACGUUCGAGAGUGUGGGCGUGAUCGCGGAGCUCGCGGGGCACUGCACGGCCCGGGAGCCGUCGCAGCGGCCGGACAUGGGGCACGCGGUGAACGUGCUGGUGCCCAUGGUGGAGAAGUGGAAGCCCGUGAAGGACGAGGUCGAGGACUACCUGGGCAUCGACCUGCACCUGCCGCUGCUGCAGAUGGUGAAGAGCUGGCAGGACGCGGAGGCGAGCAUGACGGACGGUGGCAGCACCCUGAGCCUCGAGGACAGCAAGGGCAGCAUCCCCGCUCGCCCUGCCGGGUUCGCUGAGUCCUUCACCUCGGCCGACGGCCGGUGA